This is a messenger RNA of Chondrus crispus (carragheen), 886 nucleotides long. RefSeq lists its product as hypothetical. The record is from RefSeq and is a predicted model, not a curated record. The transcript has 4 exons. The coding region runs from base 357 to 791 and encodes 144 amino acids. NCBI's taxonomy places the organism in Eukaryota, Rhodophyta, Florideophyceae, Gigartinales, Gigartinaceae.
UAAGGAAAGACACCAGAUAUUUACUGUAAAUGCGCAACGACCUUCCGGGAGUACUGCACUUUUAGUGCAUGCAACACGGGUGUGUACGUACUACUCACUGUAACGGGAACGUCCCAAGACACUUCCAACUUCGUCACUUACGACGCAGCCAUUUCAAUGGUGUGAUAAGCAAAAGUGCGGCGACGAGCCUGUUUCCUACCGCCUCGGAUGUUACGCAGUCACAACUUUCAUGAUGACCAACAUGCCACUCCUCAUGCCAACGGCUACAGUGCCGCGCUCCACGUCCAUGUCGAAGGUGGAAACUGGACUUCCAAAGUCUGCCAGAGUGAUUUCGGUACCAUCUCCCUGUUCGACAAAUGCUCUGCCCUCAUCACUACCGAUGCGGAAUGCGUCCAAGUGCCGUACCCGGCCUUCAAAUUCAUGAGCAUUCGUUUCGCAGCUUUGGUCCAUGUCAAAGACACCCGGCCACGCUUUCCACUGCAAAUCAGAGACACCCGGACGCGCUUUCCAUUGCAACACCAUUCCAUCAAACGACACGGACAGCACCUUCUGGCUGUCAGCACUCAUUGACACACUCCUCACCCGACCCGUGUGCCCGGUCAUCGUGUCGCCGAUUUGACGUCCCGUGUCAGCGUCCCAUACUCGCACCGUCUUGUCAUUUGACCCCGACGCAACCCGUUUCCCGUCCCCGCUCAUCGACACACUCGUCACCCAAUCCGUGUGCCCGGUCAUCGUGUCGCCGAUUUGACGUCCCGUCUCAGCGUCCCAUACUCGCACCUCUUGUCACCUGACCCCGACGCAAUCCGUUUCCCGUCACCGCUCAUUACGACAUCGCGUAUCUUAUCGGAAUGGCCUUUGAAGGAUUGAACAAGCUCGUGUUCUCUGG